UAUUCUGCCACCCGACACACUAUGACGUUGGGACCUAGGCUGAAACAGGCAGUCUGAGUCCAGUCGUUGUCAUCGCAACAUCAAACGUUCUUUACCUGUUCUGUGCGCAACCUCAUAGCCAAGAUGUGUGGCGGGUGGGCCUGUGCCUCGUACAAUCUGGCAUGCAACAAUCCUCCUCUGUCCACUCUGCGCUUCACCGGCAGAGACUUUGUGCCCACACCUUGCGGACCCUGCGACAAGUGUUGGGUGCGGGACACCACUCGCCAGAACUCCAACAACUGCUAUGUGCCACACAACAUAGCGCCACCCUGCCCACCGGAGCACGGAGGACCGGCCGGGAUUUCUAAAGUAUCCGAAUGCAACUGAGGGACUCAAGACAAAAUAGAUUUACAUAUUCAUAGCUUAAUUAUGAGCAAAUAAAAUUCAGAGUACAAUUU
Molecule: messenger RNA, 437 nt
Organism: Drosophila subobscura
Lineage: Eukaryota; Metazoa; Arthropoda; Insecta; Diptera; Drosophilidae
Exons: 2
Coding region: 124-366 (80 amino acids)
Source: RefSeq, a predicted model, not a curated record